Daldinia decipiens is the source of this 1686-nucleotide messenger RNA. Its product is annotated as PLC-like phosphodiesterase. The coding region runs from base 288 to 1451 and encodes 387 amino acids. NCBI's taxonomy places the organism in Eukaryota, Fungi, Ascomycota, Sordariomycetes, Xylariales, Hypoxylaceae. The transcript is spliced from 4 exons. Gene Ontology annotation, biological process: lipid metabolic process. Gene Ontology annotation, molecular function: phosphoric diester hydrolase activity. The record is from RefSeq and is a predicted model, not a curated record.
CAACGAAAUUGAGACUGGUAAUGAAUUUGGGGCUCUAAAUUUUUUGAGUAGACUUAGCUAUACCAUUCUAAACCCAUUGCCAUCAUAUCCUACCUACGGAAUAUACAUCUUCGAUAUCUAUAUUUAGAGACGUAUUGCCGAGUACAAAGAGUAAUCAUCGAGAGUCAAACAGACAAUUGAAGUGGUAGUUGACUUAGAAUAUUUUAUCUUUCUUACGUCUUUCUUACGCCGGUAGAAUAAAUAAGCCACGCCUAGCCCGAUAAUAUAAGAAAAACUAGCGCUCCCAAAUGAAGUUACCUUUAAGUAACAUCUGGAACCGGCAACGUUCUCAUGACUAUGUACCUGUCGACGGAUCCGAAGAGAAUGGGAACCCUGCUGCAGCAAGGAUAGGCUCAGCGGAUAAAAUAAUACAAUCGGCCCCGAAAAGGCAACGCUGGCGAAACUAUCUCACAUGCGGCAGUAUUUGGGGGUUGAUCAUAUUAGCUUCUGUCUUGCUCAUAAGCUUGCUCCUCUCUAUCGCUAGGAGUCUAUGGGGCCUGGAAGAUGACCCAGACAAAGUAUUUGGGAACUGGGGAAAGCCAGGUACAGAAACAGAGGGGUUGGCCUGGUACCCUACAGACUUUCUCCGUGAUGUUCUUCCGAUUCGAUGUCACUCGCAUAACGAUUACUGGCGCAAGGUUCCUCUCUUCUCGGCUCUACACGCUGGUUGUAUCGGGGUCGAAGCAGACGUUUGGCUUUUCAACGACGAUCCAGAACUCUACGUUGGACAUGAUGAGGCCGCUUUAACUCCGAAUCGCACAUUUACGUCUCUGUACGUAAAUCCUAUAGUGGACCUACUCAAUCGCACGAACCUGCAAACACAAUUCUAUAACGGUACACGUCGAGGUGUUUUCGACUACGACCCGGAACAGACAGUAAUUCUCCUUGUGGACUUAAAGACUGGCGGGGCUAAGACUUGGCCACAUGUCCUAGCACAGCUCGAACCCUUGAGAUCGAGGGGCUGGUUAACUUCCUUCGACGAUGGGGUUGUCCAUCAGCGCCAAGUAACCGUCGUUGGGACGGGGAAUACGCCGUUCGAUCUACUCGCAAAAAACGCGACGUAUAGAGACGCAUUCUUCGAUGCCCCUCUGACAAAUAUGUGGGAGGAUCCAGAUGCCUCGGACACGAAGUCUACCGAAGUUCCUAUCUAUAAUGACUCUAAUUCAUUUUAUGCGAGCACAAGCUUUGCAGAUAGUAUAGGGAUCGUCCUAGGCGGUUUCAGUGAAAAACAACUUCGUACGAUCCGCGGUCAGAUCAAGGGUGCUCAUCGCAGAGGACUAAAGGUUCGAUAUUGGGACACGCCUGGCUGGCCAAUUGGUAUCAGAAACAAAGUCUGGCACACAUUGAUGGAAGAGGGCGCAGACAUAUUGAAUGUGGAUGAUUUGAGGGGAGCUUCGAAAUUAGACUGGUGACGGGGUCUUGCUAUAGAAAAGGAGGCAAUGGCUAUAUCCUAUUCCUAUUCCUGAUUAAACAUCGUAAAAUACAUAGUUUUACAUAGACUCUUAGACUCUUAAACAACUACGCGUAGGGGAAUAAAGCUAUAAUAGCCCCACUCUACAGGGUAGUAUUUAGAGCUAUUGACGGCCCCACCCCCGCUAUUACAUAUGUACCUACCUAGGUUAAGACACUACGCAUCUCGAAUCAAAG